Molecule: messenger RNA, 3391 nt
Organism: Electrophorus electricus (electric eel)
Lineage: Eukaryota; Metazoa; Chordata; Actinopteri; Gymnotiformes; Gymnotidae
Gene: fgf12b
Product: fibroblast growth factor 12b
Molecular function (GO): growth factor activity
Source: RefSeq, a predicted model, not a curated record
GGUAUAACAGGCAGAGAAAGAGCUAGAGUUACAGAGAGGGACAGAGCUUCACGGUAUAACAGGCAGAGAAAGAGCUAGAGUUACAGAGGGGGACAGAGCUUCACGGUAUAACAGGCAGAGAAAGAGCUAGAGUUACAGAGGGGGACAGAGCUUCACGGUAUAACAGGCAGAGAAAGAGCUAGAGUUACAGAGGGGGACAGAGCUUCACGGUAUAACAGGCAGAGAAAGAGCUAGAGUUACAGAGAGGGACAGAGCUUCACGGUAUAACAGGCAGAGAAAGAGCUAGAGUUACAGAGGGGGACAGAGCUUCACGGUAUAACAGGCAGAGAAAGAGCUAGAGUUACAGAGAGGGACAGAGCUUCACGGUAUAACAGACAGAGAAAGAGCUAGAGUUACAGAGGGGGACAGAGCUUCACGGUAUAACAGACAGAGAAAGAGCUAGAGCUACAGAGGGGGACAGAGCUUCACGGUAUAACAGGCAGAGAAAGAGCUAGAGUUACAGAGGGGGACAGAGCUUCACGGUAUAACAGACAGAGAAAGAGCUAGAGCUACAGAGGGGGACAGAGCUUCACGGUAUAACAGGCAGAGAAAGAGCUAGAGCUACAGAGGGGGACAGAGCUUCACGGUAUAACAGACAGAGAAAGAGCUAGAGUUACAGAGGGGGACAGAGCUUCACGGUAUAACAGGCAGAGAAAGAGCUAGAGCUACAGAGGGGGACAGAGCUUCACGGUAUAACAGGCAGAGAAAGAGCUAGAGCUACAGAGGGGGACAGAGCUUCACGGUAUUACAGGCAGAGAAAGAGCUAGAGUUACACCAAGUAUGACAGAUCCACAGAGUAUAGAGGUAUAGAGAGCAUUACAGGACUUCACACCUGAUAUUAACAUCCAUCCCAUGUGACCCAAUCAAAAAUGGACAGCCAAGAUGAAUAGCCAGUGGACAUUACAUUUACAUGGAUGCUCCCAGAACUUCCCAGAGAUGUGACAGAACUACAGAGCAGUGGCGGAGCUGCAAAGAGUUAAGAGACAGGUUUACAGCUCUCUUUAACCUGAUCCCAGUGGGCUUGCGGGUGGUGGCCAUUCAGGCAGUGAAAGCUGGACUGUACGUGGCCAUGAACGCUGAGGGCUUCCUCUACACAUCAGAUGUUUUUACAGUAGAGUGCAAGUUUAAGGAGAGUGUGUUUGAGAACUACUACGUGAUUUACUCGUCCACGGUGUACAGGCAGCAUGAGAGCGGCCGCGCCUGGUUUCUCGGCCUCAACAAGGAGGGCAUCAUCAUGAAGGGCAACCGGGUGAAAAAAACCAAGCCAUGCUCACACUUCGUACCCAGACCUAUUGAAGUGUGCAUGUACAAGGAGCCUUCAAUGCACGAGAUCGAGGAGAAACAGCUCUCCCAGAAAGACUCAGGGACUCCCAGCAGGAAUGAAGAGGAGAUAAACCAGGACUCCACUGAACAGGAGGGCUCAUAGCUGCUCCAUGUCUCUCUCACACACACACAGAGCACCUCCUGGAACAUCUCCUGGAGUAACAGCCACAAGAUUAUCAAAGGGAGAAACCAACUGACAAGAAAACACCUCUGAAAGGGGGACAAACCUGAAUCCUUUCCUGUGAAUCUUAGAAAGAAAACAAAAUAAAAAUACUGUACAUCAAAUCAGGACAUUUUAUGCAAAGCCUGCCGAGUGUAUGUCCGAGCCACGUUCUCCUCGGAGACGAAACGAUGGUGUGUGAGUGUGUGUGUGUGUGUGUGUGUGUGUGUGUGUGUUUUGAAGUCUAAGCUUUAAGCCAUGUAGGAAUUCUCAUGUUUAUUUGUGAAUGCAAAAGCACUUUUACGCGCUUCUGUGUGUUGCUCUGAUCAUUAUUACCAAUGGUUAUUAAUGAUCGCCUCUUCUUUGUUUCCUCAAGUCUUUGAUCUGAAUUUAUUUGGGGGUGGGAGGGCAAGGAAGGGGAUUCUCUACUCUGAUAGGUUGAAUUGCUGGUGAAUUGUCUGCCCUGUGAUUGGCUGAAGGUCUGUGUUGUGAUCUUAGUGGAAUGAAGCUAAAGAUUUAAACAUGAUCAUACAUUAAGUGUUUAAACUUAAAGGGAUAUUCAAGAAAUUUACACAAACAUUUGCAUUUCUCACAAAUAUUUCUUCUUAUGGUGUGUGCGUAUGUAGGGGCGGAUUUCCACAAACGGCUUUCUACAAAUAUCACGUGACCUUUCUUGAGUAGCACUUGACAGGGUGCUUGGGCAGUGAUGGGGGUUAUUUUAACAGCUGUAUUUUAACAGAAAUAACUUAUCAACUGAUGGAUCCUCGUGUAUUCAUUAUGGUUGUUUUUUUUUUAAAGAUGUUUUAAUGCUUUUUGAAAAUCCUCCCCUGUACCUUGUAGGCUCAUUCCACUGCGGCCCUAAACUGCACUUUACUCGAGUUACGCACUCUUUGGCCGCUUCUCUUUAAUCUGGCAUGAGCGUCUUCCGUGUCCAAUCUUCUGUUUGCCCCCCCGUGUCUGAUACUUGUCUGAUCGCUCUGCAUCUGAGCCCGCUGUAUCUGGCCCAUGUGUCUGAUCUCAUUCUGUCCGAAAUCGUUAUCUUUAUCCCUCCUUCUGGUCCUUAUGUCUGGCCUCUCUGCGUACGAUCCUUCUGUGCCUGAUCUCUGGCUGACCUUUCUUGAGUCUGAGCUCUCUGUGUGGGCUCUAAUGCUUUUAAACACUCCUGCCCUCUGUGAGGGUUGGGAGUGUUAUCCUGCCAAAAGCACAGACUGCCCUCACUUUGGGUGAAUUUACUGGCCUUUAUACCUCCCCCCCCUUCCGUCCACACACACACACACACACACACACACACACACCUAUAUUCACACAUUAUUUCUCACCCUACUAUUCAUUACACACCGCCACUCAUUUGCACAGAAAUGACCGCACAUGCCAAACCGCUGUUCCCGCCAUACAUUAAGGGCAGUAGGACAGGAAGAUGAGUUCAGAUUGGCCACUGAGGUCCAGCUCAUGUCCCUUUUCAGCCUUUCACUUCAUUGAUCAGAUACGUGAAUGAAAGUGCCAAUCAGCAGUCCUUAGCCAAUGAGGGUGGAGUUUGUGAGAAGUCUUCCAUUUUGAAGAGCAGCACCAGCAUCACCGACACAGGUCAGCGUUUGGGGUCAGGGGUUAACCUGAGCGUCGCCCGUACGCAGUGUGGGUGUCACUGGCUAGUAAUUAAAGAUGUAUGCCUGCAUUUCAGAGAACUUUUUCAUUUUUGAUUACUGCCUAAAGAUAAUCAUCUUUUUGCUGAGCUGGAAUUUUAAUUUGUGUUAAUGUUUGCACCUUAAAUAUGAAUCAAAAGACCCAUAUUGUAAAUUGUUGUGAAUAAAACGUUGCAAAAGGUAAGCAGGUUGAAAAGAUGAUUUAAGCAUUAAAAACAAUGAAACCAAA